Molecule: messenger RNA, 3682 nt
Organism: Symphalangus syndactylus (siamang)
Lineage: Eukaryota; Metazoa; Chordata; Mammalia; Primates; Hylobatidae
Gene: TMED3
Product: transmembrane p24 trafficking protein 3
Source: RefSeq, a predicted model, not a curated record
UGCGCACUGUGCCGCCGGCCCUCCCGGAAGCGCAGAGCUCGGCUCGCGCCACGUCUAUUACCUUAGAUCCUCCUAGGAUCCGGUAGCCGUCGCCCCAGCCCGCGGGGGGCGCAGCGCGCGAGCCGCGGCCCUCGAGACGGGACCGAGAGCAUCAUGGGCAGCACUGUCCCGCGCUCCGCCUCCGUGCUGCUUCUGCUGCUGCUCCUGCUCCGGGCCGAGCAGCCCCGCGGGGCCGAGCUCACCUUCGAGCUGCCGGACAACGCCAAGCAGUGCUUCCACGAGGAGGUGGAGCAGGGCGUGAAGUUCUCCCUGGAUUACCAGGUCAUCACUGGAGGCCACUACGAUGUUGACUGCUAUGUGGAGGACCCCCAGGGGAACACCAUCUACAGAGAAACCAAGAAGCAGUACGACAGCUUCACGUACCGGGCUGAAGUCAAGGGCGUUUAUCAGUUUUGCUUCAGUAAUGAGUUUUCCACCUUCUCUCACAAGACGGUCUACUUUGACUUUCAAGUGGGUGAUGAGCCUCCCAUUCUCCCUGACAUGGGGAACAGGGUCACAGCUCUCACCCAGGGCUUCAGGGUCUUCUGCCUGUAGCUGCCAAAGGAGGAGGGAAUGAGAAAAGCCCAUCUAUUUCUUAAAAGCCCAGGCCCAGUGGGAAUACAUAUCACCUGCUCAUGUCCCAUGGGUGAGAACUUAGUCGUGUGGCAAACCUGGAUGAAAGGAAGGCUGGCAAGUAGAGCCUUAGCAACAGCUCCACACUAUGGAGGAGAAACUGACAUUUUGGGGGGAUAGUCAUGUCUGUCACCCAUGGCUGUCAAGGUUCAUCAUUCUCUGAUCCCAUCCUCCUUCAUCUGUCUUCCCUUCUGCUAUUUAAGCUCCUCCUUCCCUUUCAUAUGCAGGCUGGGGGCUUCCUGAGGGCUAGUACCCUGAAUGAUUUACUUUUGUAUCCUCAGUGCUUUAGCGCAUAAGGUGGGGCACAGGAAUGAGCUCACCAAACACUUGUCAAAUGACUGUCAGGGCCCAGGGAAACCUGUAAGACAGGAAUAACCAUCGAUAGCAGCACGUGUGCCAGAACCAAAGCUACAGCGUCUUGAACUUUCAAGGAGGCCAGAUGAUCUUCUGGGCCGCCCUCCAAGGUGGCUCCCUUCCUCUGUGGCUCUGGGCACACUCACGAAUGCCUGUGGAUUCAUUUGCGCAGUCUUCCACCUUCCCUAAGCAGUUGGAGGCUAGAGCUGCACUGUUCAGUACAGUAGCCAGUGUCUAAAUUUGGGUGUUUAAAUUAAUUGAAAUUAAGUUAAAAAUUCACCUCCUCCUCUGCACCAUAGCAAUACUCCAGGUACUCAAUAGUCACAGGUGGCUAGUGGCCAUGCAUAGAAAGUUCCAUUGUCCAAAACUGGGUUUGAUCUUUGAGCUCGGCAACGUGACUGCUGUUAGAAGAUCCAGCCAAGGGUGUGUAUUGUGUGUAAGAUCUUCUGUAACCAAUACUCUUGAGAGUUCUGUUGGCCACUGUUGGGACAGCCUCCAUUGGGAAGAUUCUGUAAGUCUCCAAAAGCUGAGCUGAAGAACUUCCCCCUUAACCAGUAGAAAACAAAUUGGUAGGAAAAGCCUUAAAGAAUUAGGUCAAUAGAGACGUUCUUUCCUGGAGCCUGAGCAGUAGUUUGAUUUUGUUUCAGGAAAGGGUGAUUUAUGCUUCCCUUUUCUUAUAUCUUAGAACCUCUUCUUUGCUCCUGCUUAGCCUCAAAAGAGCCGUUUCCUUCCACUUCUCUGACCCCGCCACCUUGAACCAUCUGUGUCUGCUUUUGAGAGUACUUGCUUUUAUGCCAGCAUUCACUCAGUCUACACACUGUGCCAGCAGUGGAUGGCUCUGUGCCUGGUGCUGGGCACCCUGCAAGGAGCACAGCCCUGCAAGCCAGUUGGCCAUGGGGCACAGUGGUCAGAGCUGUAAUUGAAGCACCAGGGGUCUUGAGGAGGCGCUGAUGUAUUCUUCCAGGAGUCAGGAAGGCUUCACUUGAAAAUGUAGAAGCUUGGCCUCCUAGGUGAAGAGAACAGGUGAGAUUUAUGGAGUGGAACUUUCAUUCUUCUUGCCAGUGUUUUUUAUCUUGCUUGGCAUGGGUCCCCUUUUACCCAGCAGCUGCUGUCUCGCCUCUCCCCAGACUUCUUGCAGCACAGUGGUGGGCCAGAGGCCAUGGUUUCUGGCAUGAAAGUAAGUAUUAGGUGAAAGAACAGGUUCCAUAGUGACCAGGGCCCAGGACAGGGAUUCAGGCCCAAAGGACUUGCUUCAGGCCUGAGUUCAGGAAAACCAGGCUCGUAGGAGAGGACCUGGGCCGGGAGAAUGCGACUUCAGGAAAGCCAAGCUCGACGGGCUUCCAGGCUUCCUGAGAAUCUGGGCAGAUCCUGGUCAGAGCUGAAGGUUUCUGACAGAGGUCAAAGGCCAAGAGCUACCUCCCUGGUGGUCUAGGAAGGAAUAAAUGUUUUCUUAAGUGCUCUGAGGCCAGCUUCUACUUCCCUGUCUUUGAGUUCUUGAAGAAUUUAAAGAAGCAGAUACUUGGGUCAGGGGAGGCCUGAUGAGGUGAGGGCUGCAGGAAUUUGUCAGUGGUUACAGACUGAAGACCUCGGCAUCCGCAGGUGGCUGGGACAGGAUGGGAUGUCAGCGUGGAGAUGGAGGAAAGGGAUGGUGCCAGAGGUGGGAUGGGUCAGGGUGUCCUAGAGACCAACUGUCACUAUGAAGUGGCAACUAUAAUCCCUGUGAGGCUCCAGGACGCUGGAAGCCAGCCAGGACUGGUGGUCUUAGCAGGGCGGAAGGUCACACACGAGGAGACCUGGGGACUCGUGGCCUGGGAAAACAGGACCCUGAAAACAGAGGGGUUCCUUUGGUUUUCUGCUGGGUGGGAAGCUGGCUGAGGGAUUGCCUAACUGAAAUUUUGUGGUAACAGGCUGAAGAGGUUUGUUUUAGACGAGCGCUAACGGAAGAUCUCAGUGGAUGGGGAAGUAGCAUGUUUUUGUGGUGAGGGUGAGCAUCCAGGUAGCUGUGAUUCUUGGGGAUGAUUCUCGGGGAUGUAUUGCCCUGGGGUCUCUUGCAGCAUCUGCGCAAGGUCCUGAAGGCGUCUGCAGGUGUUAGUUGCCAAGCAAGCUGUAGAGUAUCACCUGUUGCUCCAUUACCCUCUUGGAACUGGUCCCUUUGCUAUCACUGAUCUGAUCUGAGAUUGUUCCUUUAAAGGCCACUGAGGCCUCUUCAUGCAGUCUCAGUGCCGGUUUCUGGCCUGUGUCACUGGAUCUAGGCCUUUGAAGUGAUGCUUCACAUAAAUAUCUGACUCAUCCUCUGUCUUGGUGUCUACACUUGUGAUUUCUGUGUCCUCCCUCUUCUUCUUCCCUUCCUCCUUCCUCUCCAGUGAUUCUGGGUCCUGGUAGAAGGCUGGAGAUGCUGACCAGUAUUGCUGAAUUCCCAGGCCAGGGCCUACGGUCCAAAGAGCCCCCAGUCAAGUGAGUCCAGUGUACACUUUGUUUCUGAAUGAGUUUGUGACACAUAAACUUGGAGAAUGGAAUUCUAGCCUAGAAAAUAAAAUGAGCCCUUCCGUAGUGUUCUCUGAGGAUUUAUACAUACAAACAUCUAUGCAUAUGUGUACAUAUGAAUACAUAUGUGUGCGUGCCAGACACAUACAUAUACACAUAUACUACCUAUGAC